AUGGCACAGGCACUGCUGGUACCACCAGGACCUGAAAGCUUCCGCUAUUUUACUAGAGAUUCUCUCACAGCUAUUGAGAAGCGUUGUGCAGAAGAAAAAGCUAAAAAGCCCAAGCAAGAACAUACAGAUGAUGAUGACGAAAAUGGUCCAAAACCAAACAGUGACUUGGAGGCAGGAAAGACGCUGCCAUUUAUUUACGGCGACAUACCUCCAGGAAUGGUGUCUGAACCUUUGGAAGACCUGGACCCAUAUUAUAUCAAUAAAAAAACUUUCAUAGUAUUGAAUAAAGGAAAGGCAAUUUUCCGAUUCAGUGCCACAUCUGCCUUGUACAUUUUAACUCCUUUUAAUCCCAUCAGAAAAAUUGCGAUCAAGAUUUUGGUGCAUUCAUUAUUCAGCAUGCUUAUCAUGUGCACUAUUUUGACCAACUGUGUAUUUAUGACCAUGAGUAACCCUCCAGACUGGACAAAGAAUGUAGAGUACACUUUCACCGGAAUUUAUACCUUUGAAUCACUUAUCAAAAUUCUUGCAAGGGGCUUCUGCUUAGAAGGUUUUACUUUUCUGCGAGACCCAUGGAACUGGCUUGACUUCAGUGUCAUUUUAAUGGCAUAUGUGACAGAGUUUGUGGACCUGGGCAAUGUCUCAGCGUUGAGAACAUUCAGAGUUCUCCGAGCUUUGAAAACAAUAUCAGUCAUUCCAGGCCUAAAGACUAUUGUAGGAGCCCUAAUUCAGUCUGUGAAGAAGCUCUCGGACGUUAUGAUCCUGACUGUGUUUUGUCUGAGUGUAUUUGCACUAAUAGGGCUGCAGCUGUUCAUGGGCAACUUGAGGAAUAAAUGCCUGCAGUGGCCUCCAGACAAUUCUACUUUUGAAAUAAACGUUAUUUCCUACUUCAACAGCACAAUAGAUGAAAAUGGUACACUUAUUAAUAUGACAGUGAGCACAUUUAACUGGAAGGAUUACAUUGAGGAUCAAACUCAUUUUUACAUUUUGGAAGGACAAAGAGAUGCCCUACUUUGUGGUAAUAGCUCUGAUGCAGGGCAGUGUCCAGAGGGAUAUAUCUGUGUGAAAGCUGGUAGAAACCCCAAUUAUGGCUACACAAGUUUUGACACCUUCAGCUGGGCUUUUUUGUCACUCUUUCGUCUAAUGACGCAGGACUUCUGGGAAAACCUGUAUCAGCUGACACUGCGUGCUGCUGGGAAAACAUACAUGAUAUUUUUUGUUCUGGUGAUUUUUCUGGGGUCUUUCUAUCUGAUCAACUUGAUCCUGGCUGUGGUCGCCAUGGCCUACGAAGAACAAAAUCAAGCAACCAUGGAAGAAGCAGAACAGAAAGAGGCAGAAUUUCAACAGAUGCUAGAACAACUGAAGAAGCAACAAGAAGAAGCUCAGGCAACAGCAGCAGUAGCAGCAGCAUCAGUUGCAUCAAGAGAUUUCAGUGGUGUAGGGGGAUUAGGAGAACUCUUGGAAAGUUCUUCAGAAGCAUCAAAGUUGAGCUCAAAGAGUGCUAAGGAAAGAAGAAACAGAAGGAAGAAAAGAAGACAGAAAGAAAUGUCUGAAGCAGAGGACAAAGGAGAUAUCGAUAAGUUCCCUAAGUCUGAGUCAGAAGACAGUAUCAGAAGGAAAAGUUUCCGCUUCUCCACAGAAGGAAAUCAACUGACAUAUGAAAAAAGGUUCACAUCUCCUCACCAGUCUUUGCUAAGCAUACGUGGUUCCCUGUUUUCUCCAAGGCGCAACAGCAAAACAAGCAUUUUCAGUUUCAGAGGUCAUGCAAAAGAUGUAGGAUCAGAAAAUGACUUUGCUGAUGAUGAGCACAGCACUCUUGAAGACAAUGAGAGCAGAAGAGAUUCGCUCUUUGUUCCAAAUCGACACGGAGAACGGCGCAACAGUAACAUUAGUCAAGCCAGUGUGUCAUCUAGAAUGGUACCAGCCCUUCCAGUAAACGGGAAGAUGCACAGCAGUGUGGAUUGCAAUGGAGUAGUUUCUUUGGUUGGAGGACCUUCACCUUUAACUUCACCGGCUGGUCAGCUUGUACCAGAGGGCACCACUACAGAAACAGAGAUAAGAAAAAGAAGACUGAGUUCUUAUCAAAUUUCCAUGGAAAUGCUAGAAGAUUCUGCUGCAAGACAAAGAGCAAUGAGUAUAGCCAGCAUACUUACAAAUACAAUGGAAGAGCUUGAAGAAUCCAGACAGAAGUGCCCACCAUGCUGGUACAGAUUUGCAAACACUUUCUUGAUCUGGGAUUGCUGGAGUCCCUGGUUAAAAGUAAAACAUGUCGUCAAUUUAGUUGUGAUGGAUCCAUUUGUUGAUCUUGCUAUAACUAUUUGCAUUGUUUUAAACACGUUGUUUAUGGCCAUGGAACAUUAUCCAAUGACAGAACAGUUCAGCAGUGUCCUUUCUGUGGGGAACCUGGUAUUCACUGGGAUAUUCACAGCAGAAAUGGUACUAAAGAUAAUCGCCAUGGACCCUUAUUACUAUUUCCAAGAAGGCUGGAAUAUUUUUGAUGGUAUUAUCGUUAGCCUUAGUUUAAUGGAGCUUGGUCUUGCAAAUGUUGAAGGAUUAUCUGUUCUUCGGUCAUUCAGAUUGUUGCGGGUUUUCAAACUGGCAAAGUCUUGGCCAACUCUAAAUAUGCUGAUUAAGAUUAUUGGCAACUCAGUGGGGGCUCUGGGGAAUCUGACCCUGGUGCUGGCCAUCAUUGUGUUCAUUUUCGCUGUGGUUGGGAUGCAGCUGUUUGGGAAAAGCUACAAGGAAUGUGUCUGCAAGAUCUCCAGUGACUGUGAACUUCCACGCUGGCACAUGCAUGUUGUAUUCCGAGUGCUGUGUGGAGAAUGGAUAGAAACGAUGUGGGACUGCAUGGAGGUUGCAGGCCAAACCAUGUGCCUUAUUGUUUUCAUGCUGGUCAUGGUGAUUGGAAACCUUGUGGUAUUGAACCUAUUUCUGGCCUUGCUGCUGAGCUCAUUUAGUUCAGACAACCUUGCUGCUACCGAUGAUGAUAAUGAAAUGAACAAUCUCCAGAUUGCUGUGGCAAGGAUUCAGAAGGGAAUAGAUUAUGUUAAAAAAAAGAUACAGGAGUUCAUCCAAAAAGCCUUCAUUAGAAAGCAGAAAGCUUUAGAGGAGAUCAAAGCACUUGAAGAGUUAAACAACAAGAAAGGCAGCUGCAUUUCCAAUCAUACUGCUGUUGAAAUAAGCAAAGAUAUGAAUUAUCUUAAAGAUGGGAAUGGAACCACCAGUGGUGUAGGAACAGGCAGCAGUGUGGAAAAAUGUGUAAUCGAUGAAAAUGAUUACAUGUCAUUCAUAAACAACCCAGGUCUCACUGUGACAGUGCCCAUUGCAGCUGGAGAAUCAGAUUUUGAAAAUUUAAAUACAGAAGAAUUUAGCAGUGAAUCUGAUAUGGAAGAAAGCAAACAGAAAUUAAAUGCAUCCAGUUCAUCAGAAGGCAGCACAGUUGAUAUUGCUCCUCCUGGAGAGGGCGAGCAAGCAGAAAUUGAAAGUGAAGAAGCUCUUGAACCUGAAGCCUGUUUUACAGAAGGUUGUGUGAAGAAAUUUCCAUGUUGUCAAGUAAGUAUAGAGGAUGGCAAAGGAAAAAUUUGGUGGAAUCUCAGAAAAACCUGCUACAGCAUAGUGGAGCACAACUGGUUUGAGACUUUCAUUGUCUUCAUGAUUCUCCUCAGCAGUGGAGCACUAGCUUUUGAAGAUAUAUAUAUUGAACAGCGCAAAACUAUCAAGACAAUGCUGGAAUAUGCUGACAAAGUUUUUACAUAUAUUUUCAUUUUGGAAAUGCUUUUAAAAUGGGUAGCGUAUGGUUUUCAAAUAUAUUUUACUAAUGCCUGGUGCUGGCUGGACUUCCUGAUUGUUGAUGUAAGUACAGAGACUUUAAUAUUGUAA
Molecule: messenger RNA, 3876 nt
Organism: Nestor notabilis (Kea)
Lineage: Eukaryota; Metazoa; Chordata; Aves; Psittaciformes; Psittacidae
Product: sodium channel protein type 3 subunit alpha
Exons: 19
Coding region: 1-3876 (1291 amino acids)
Biological process (GO): sodium ion transmembrane transport; membrane depolarization during action potential; neuronal action potential
Cellular component (GO): axon; voltage-gated sodium channel complex; plasma membrane
Molecular function (GO): voltage-gated sodium channel activity
Source: RefSeq, a predicted model, not a curated record